Messenger RNA from Linum trigynum, 1324 nucleotides. The record is from the annotation of a GenBank genome assembly. Lineage: Eukaryota; Viridiplantae; Streptophyta; Magnoliopsida; Malpighiales; Linaceae.
AUCGGAGCCAGCUCAGAAACGACGGAGAGAAGAAGAGGAGGGAGAAGACGGCUGAUAGCCCGCGGCCGGACCGACACCGACUACUAGAGAGACGAUAAACAAACUGAGAGUAGAUACAUACAAGUUCGCAAUUGCGGCUGACUUUGGCGGGAUCUUGAUUUGCACGGCGCCGGAGAUCCGAACUUCUUGCUUCUUUCAUUUCCACAUUCUUUCCGGCGAAAAUGGCAUCGAAUCCUUCCCUUAAGCCUGAGAUCGGGCCCGACGGUCUCGCCAGAGAAUCUCCGAUCAUCGCCUAUACCGAGAAGGUAAUUGCACAAGAGCAGCUUCAAUUGCACAAAUACAUCGAAGAAAACAGGUCGAUGCUGCUCGGUGUUGAGCGGGAGCUGGCAAAUCUAUCCAUGGAGAUGAAACUAACUGCUGGACCUAAGAAAGCUGCACUCGAGCAUCUGAGGAAGAAAAUCGAAAUUUCAAGUGAAAAGAUUCACCAAGCCAAGGUGAAAGAAGAACAAGCACGGAAGGCAUGGGAAGCAGCAGUUCAGGCCUUGAAAGACGAGGAAUCAAUGAAGCAGAAGUUAUGUGAAGACUUGAAUCAACUGGUCCAAGAGAGCAGUUCCUCGCAGUUUACUAGACUUGAGGAAUUAAAAAGACGACUGGAAGCUUUAAAUCCAAACAGAGCAUCUUCUGCUUCGCCUCAUAGUGGACAACCAGUGAGACCAACACAGAACAACACGGCAACAGGUGCUUCCUCAGUUCCUCCACCAACAGCACCAGAUAGUAACGAGAACACUGGAAACGCCGCGAACCAAGAACAGAACAGCCAAGCCCCCAACGGGCCAACCCAACAGCAGCCUGCUUCAGGAGGAGCUAAGAAGAAGGCUCAAGUCCAAGGAAAAGGAAGGGGCGUUCUUGGUGCUGUCCCCAAAAGAUCACCUGGCUGGACUGGGGCUGGGUUUGAUGUAGAUGGCAGGAAUUAGAACAGUCCCUUAUUCCACCUACACUCUGGUCAUAUGCCUCCUUUUCCCCUCCUAAAUUGACCAAAUUGCUGCUUUGCAGCUUAACAAAGCUGUGAAUGGGAAAGGAUCUCAUCAAUGUCAUCACGAAAUUAAGCGUACUCUAGUGCAGGCUAGCCGCUUGGUUCACUGUAGUAUUGAAGGAUUCAGGCUCUCUGUACAUUUUUACUAUGUUUGGCAACAAGGGGGGUGCAAGUUCGAGGCGGUACAAGUUGAGGGGUAAAUUGUUAGGGGGUGCAACUUGGUGGAGGGGUAAAUUGUUGUUUGGAUGAAAAAGUAGGGGGGUGCAAAUAGAGUAAAAAGUAAGUAAUUAU